This is a messenger RNA of Macrosiphum euphorbiae (potato aphid), 627 nucleotides long. The record is from the annotation of a GenBank genome assembly. Lineage: Eukaryota; Metazoa; Arthropoda; Insecta; Hemiptera; Aphididae.
AUGGGCGUUCAAGGCCGGGUCGUGGACUUCACCAUCUGCGGUCCACCGAGGACCGAACUUCCGAAGUUUCUAUAUCCGGAUUCUUUGGUACCGCAGACAACUGCAGUAACACAGCAGUCUGUUGGAGGACAUUUUGAAAGUACUUUAGUCCAAGAUAUUUCAAAUAAUCAUUAUACAAUCUUAUCUACGUCUUCAACGAGUACAUCAACGUAUAAAAACGGCUCAAAAAAAAAACUAUCGCCAUUAGGACAUAGGAAAUAUGGUUUUUAUAAACUAAUGGAAUGGACGAAUGAAACAAUAUUAGAUUUAAUACAUACAACCAAUGAUGGGAAAUAUAUUUUAGCUGAUGCUGAACUGAAUGAUGGGUCUUUAUCUGACGAUUUUCAGAAUUUACUCACACAACUUUUAAUAAACCAUUUAUUUCAAGACAAUAGCAAAGGCACUGAUCUAUAUUUUAGAAAAAUUGCCGAUUUAAUAGUCGAAGUAUUUCCUAAGGAGCAAAAGAGCGUUUACUUUAUACCGGCUAAAACAGAAGGUGCACAUCAAGCACAUGCUAAAGGGAAAUUGAUCAAACGAUGGAAAAAUGUGGAUAGGCGACUACGAUCAGUUGGUGUCUUAUCAAGGUAG